AUGAAUCUACACCAACUUUCUCGGUCAUUUAAACUCGGGUACGAAAAUUCCAUUCAGUGGCAUCAAUCGGGUUCGAAAAUUCCAUCCAGUGGCAUCAUUGGGGCUCGAAAAUUCCAUCCAGUGGCAUCAGUCGGGUCCGAAAAUUCCAUCCAGUGGCAUCAGUCGGGUUCGAAAAUUCCAUCCAGUGGCAUCAGUCGUGUUCGAAAAUUCCAUCCAGUGGCAUCACUGGGGCUCGAAAAUUCCAUCCAGUGGCAUCAGUCGGGUCCAAAAAUUCCAUCCAGUGGCAUCAGUCGGGUUCGAAAAUUCCAUCCAGUGGCAUCAGUCGGGUCCAAAAAUUCCAUCCAGUGGCAUCAGUCGGGUUCGAAAAUUCCAUUCAGUGGCAUCAGUCGGGUUCGAAAAUUCCAUCCAGUGGCAUCAGUCGGGUUCGAAAAUUCCAUCCAGUGGCAUCAGUCGGGUUCGACAAUUCCAUCCAGUGGCAUCAGUCGGGUACGAAAAUUCCAUCCAGUGGCAUCAGUCCGGUUCGAAAAUUCCAUCCAGUGGCAUCAGUCGGGUCCGAAAAUUCCAUCCAGUGGCAUCAGUCGGGUUCGAAAAUUCCAUCCAGUGGCAUCAGACCGGUUCGAAAAUUUCAUCCAGUGGCAUCAGUUCGGUUCGAAAAUUCCAUUCAGUGGCAUCAGUCGGGUUCGAAAAUUCCAUCCAGUGGCAUCAGUCGGGUUCGAAAAUUCCAUCCAGUGGCAUCAGUCGGGUUCGAAAAUUCCAUCCAGUUGCAUCAGUCGGGUUCGAAAAUUCCAUCCAGUUGCAUCAGCCGGGUUCGAAAAUUCCAUCCAGUGGCAUCAGUCGGGUUCGAAAAUUCCAUCCAGUGGCAUCAGUCGGGUCCGAAAAUUCCAUCCACUGGCAUCAGUCGGGUGCGAAAAUUCCAUCCAGUGGCAUCAGUCGUGUUCGAAAAUUCCAUCCAGUGGCAUCAGUCCGGUUCGAAAAUUCCAUCCAGUGGCAUCAGUCGGGUUCGAAAAUUCCAUCCAGUGGCAUCAGUCGUGUUCGAAAAUUUCAUCCAGUUGCAUCAUUAGGGUUCGAAAAUUCCAUCCAGUGGCAUCAUUCCGGUUCGAAAAUUCCAUCCAGUGGCAUCAGUCGGGUUCGAAAAUUCCAUCCAGUGGCAUCAGUCGGGUUCGAAAAUUCCAUCCAGUGGCAUCAGUCGGGUUCGAAAAUUCCAUCCAGUGGCAUCACUGGGGCUCGAAAAUUCCAUCCAGUGGCAUCUGUCGGGUUCGAAAAUUCCAUCCAGUUGCAUCAUUAGGGUUUGAAAAUUCCAUCCAGUGGCAUCACUGGGGCUUGAAAAUUCCAUCCAGUGGCAUCAGUCGGGUUCGAAAAUUCCAUCCAGUGGCAUCAGUCCGGUUUGUAAAAUUCCAUCCAGUGGCAUCAGUCCGGUUCGAAAAUUCCAUCCAGUGGCAUCAGUCGGGUUCGAAAAUUCCAUCCAGUGGCAUCAGUCGGGUUCGAAAAUUCCAUCCAGUGGCAUCAGUCGGAUCCGAAAAUUCCAUUCAGUGGCAUCAAUUCGGUUCGAAAAUUCCAUCCAGUGGCAUCAGUCGGGUUCGAAAAUUCCAUCCAGUGGCAUCAGUCGGACUCGAAAAUUCCAUCCAGUGGCAUCAGUCGGGUUCGAAAAUUCCAUCCAGUGGCAUCAGUCGGAUCCGAAAAUUCCAUCCAGUGGCAUCAGUUCGGUUCGAAAAUUCCAUCCAGUGGCAUCAGUCGGGUUCUGCACGAAGGAAGAUAUUUCAAGACCCAAAGCUCAGCAGGAAAGAUGAAGCUUUUACUUUUUAG
Molecule: messenger RNA, 1803 nt
Organism: Acanthosepion pharaonis
Lineage: Eukaryota; Metazoa; Mollusca; Cephalopoda; Sepiida; Sepiidae
Source: the annotation of a GenBank genome assembly